Scedosporium apiospermum is the source of this 795-nucleotide messenger RNA. RefSeq names its product Glutathione S-transferase. The record is from RefSeq and is a predicted model, not a curated record. The transcript has 2 exons. Bases 1 to 795 code for a protein of 264 amino acids. NCBI's taxonomy places the organism in Eukaryota, Fungi, Ascomycota, Sordariomycetes, Microascales, Microascaceae.
AUGGCGACAGAGUUCCCCGAGAUCAAGCUUCACUGGCUCAACGAAUCCCGCGCCCAGCGCAUAGUCUGGCUCCUCGAAGAGCUCAAACUUCCCUACACCAUCGAAGUCUACCACCGCGAAAACAUGCUCGCCCCAAUCUCCCUCCAGAAGGUUCACCCCCUCGGCAAAUCCCCCGUCGUAACCAUCUCCUCCGCCACCACCUCCGAACCCCUCGUCCUCGCCGAAUCGGGCCACAUCACCCAAUACCUCUGCGACCACUUCGCACCCACCCAAAACCCCUCCCUCGUACCGCGCAAAUGGCAACCGGGCAAAGAGGGCCAAGUCGCCGGCGAGACCGAGUCCUACCUGCGCUUCGCCUACCUUCUCCACUACGCAGAGGGCACCCUCAUGAUGACCGUGCUCGUCUCCCUCAUCCUCGGCAUCCUGGGGUCGCCCCGCGUGCCUUUUCUCGUGAGGCCCGUUUCGGGCUUCGUGGCUAAUAAGGUGCAGAAUGCGUUCGUGUUCCCUAACGCGAAGAGGAAUUUUGAGUUUUUGGACGAGUUGCUGAGGACGGCGCCGGAUGGGGGCGGGUAUUUGUGUGGGGGGGAGUUGACGGCUGCGGAUAUUCUUAUGAGUUUCCCUUUGAUUGCUGCGAGGAGGAGGUUUGCUCAUAUCGGGAAGUGGGAGGGUGGGAGUUUGGAGAAGGCGUUUCCUCGUGUUUGGGCGUAUUUGGAUAAGUUGGAGGCUGAGGCGGGGUAUCUGCGGGCGGUGGAGAAGAUUAAGGAGCUUGAUGGCGGCAAGUUUGUUGCUAUAUAG